AUGCAGCUUACCUUGGAGUGCCGACAGCAGCAGACGCAGAGAGGAGGAGGAGGAGGAGGAGGUGAGGAGUUAUUUGACAGGGGGGAGACAGACGGCGCACAGAGAGACGUUUAAAGCAGAGUUUACCUACUCAGGAGUCAGGCCUCUGUGUCUGAUCGCUAUUUGUUGUACAGAAAGGAAAGAAAAAAGCAGCGGAGGGGGAGGAAGAGGAGGCAAAACGGGGAAAAAAAUCAAACUCUUAAUACUAUUGUGCGCCUAUAACCAUCUGUCACAGCUAGCCUGGAGAUGAGACUGAGAUUAGGGGGAAUAAACGCCGGGGCCGCAGAGCAUCGGUAAAGCCUUCAGGGCAACAACAACAAAAACAGGAAUAAAAAAACAAGGUGGAGGGGGCGUAAGACGAAGAGAAACGAGGCGAAAAAUCAAACUCACAGGGGACGCUCUAAUUCUGAGGCACUCAUGGAUUACAGAUUGUAACCUGCGCUGACAACGCAGGGGGAAAUAUUACAGCUACGGCGGAUAUUAUGGCGAGACUUGGAGGGGUCUGGAUGAUGAUGUUGAUGGCGGCGGGGCGGUGAUGAUGAUGAUGAUGAUGAUGAUAGUAGCAGGGAUGAUGGCGGUAAUGACACCACUCACGCUCACGUUCCUCCAACAGAAAUGAAAAGAGGAAGGAAGUAAGGAAAGGAGAGAAGGUGGCAGUGUCUUCUCCUUCUUCUUCCUCUUUCCCUCCUCACCCUCCUCCCCCACCUCCCCCCGAUGGAUGCCAUCGGCUUAAGCAGAAGCAUUUGGUGGCUCCUGAGGCAUCCGUGGAUCUCACCCCCUUUAAAUUUACCGUGAAGGUUCUUAGACUCCCUAUUCAGGCGGGAUAUUCUCGUUUAUUGCUUUUAGAAGACAAACCUCACAAAAGCACAGUGUCACCGCUGCUGCAGAGCACAGGCCGGGAAGAAUACGCCGCUUUUUCUCUGAAUUAUGAUGUACAAUAUGACACAGAGAGAUUCUUAAGGUGCUUUACAUUCGGGGAAUUUAGGUACGGAGCAUGACGCAAGAGAGAAGAAUGUGAUGUUCCUGCUGGAGAGGGUUUUGUUGUUAAUGAAUUUGCACCUCAAAGCAGCAGCAGCAGCUGUAUGUGCAGUGAAGCUGCAGAGAGCGUGGAGGAGGUGGACGACCAGGAGAAAGCUGCGAGAUUAGGAAGGAGGUCAAGACGUGAUUUUGACAGUGGUGGUGCAAUAUUUCUGUGGAAAGACAACGUUUUUAUUGUUUAGAAAUGUAGUUGGAGACGGAUGAGCUGCUCCUGUUGUGCUCCAGUGAAUUAUCUAUUCUCAAACCGGGGAUUGUGACUCUUAUGGGGGGUCUGGAGGUCUGA
Xyrichtys novacula (pearly razorfish) is the source of this 1360-nucleotide messenger RNA. NCBI's taxonomy places the organism in Eukaryota, Metazoa, Chordata, Actinopteri, Labriformes, Labridae. The record is from the annotation of a GenBank genome assembly.